AUGGAGACUCCCGCUGCUGCUGCUGCUGCUGCUGCUGCUCCCUCUCUCCCCACCCCGGCUGAGUUCGAGGCCGUUGUUGCUGCGCUGCAGAGCACAGACAGCAGCAGCAGGCAGCAAGCGCAGCAGCUGCUGCAGCGGCUGCAGCAGCAGCAAGAAGACUGCACUGAGUUUUGUCUCUCUAUAGUUAAAACAACAGCAGAUCCUGCUGCUGCUACUGUUGCUGCUGUCUUGCUGCGGAGCGCAGCACUGUGGCAUUGGAAUGCACGCAUAGCAGCAGCAGCAGCAGCAAAGAAGCGUCUUGCUGCUGCACCAGCAGGCGAAGCAACAGCAGCAGCAGCUCAAGCUGCUGCUGCUGCUGCUGAGGCCCUGCAGCUGUAUGUACAGCGCAUGCAGCAGCUGACGACGAACAUUGUGCUGCUGCUGCAGCAAAAGGCAGCAGCAGGCAUAAAGGCGGGGAGCGCCAGCUGUCGCAUGCAUUCUGCUGCUUAG
Messenger RNA from Eimeria mitis, 489 nucleotides. RefSeq lists its product as uncharacterized. NCBI's taxonomy places the organism in Eukaryota, Apicomplexa, Conoidasida, Eucoccidiorida, Eimeriidae. The record is from RefSeq and is a predicted model, not a curated record. The transcript is spliced from 3 exons. Bases 1 to 489 code for a protein of 162 amino acids.